UCUCAAUACAAGUCGUUUCAUCGCUCCAGCUGGUUGUUCUCAAACAGCACAAUGGCCAAACUGCUCACAGGUGUGGGUCUUCUUCUAAUGCUGCACAUAGCGUCUUCCAGCAAAUUGGUGUGUCACAUGACCAACUGGGCCCAGUACAGGCCCGGCAGUGCCAAGUUCACCCCAGACAAUAUCGACCCGUUCUUGUGCACGCACGUCAUCUACGCCCUGGCCACCAUCAACAGCUUCAACCAAAUCAGCCCCAUUGAGUGGAACGACGAGGACCAGUUUAUCAAACUGAACAACCUGAAAAACACCAACCCUGCACUGAAGACUCUGCUGUCCGUUGGAGGAACAGUCAAUGGAAUAAGCCCAUUUAUCGCCAUGGUUGGCAAGCCAGAGAGUCGCGCUACCUUCAUCGUGUCGGUCAUCAACUACUUGAGAAACCAUAACUUUGACGGACUGAACCUGGCUUGGGAAUAUCCCGCACACAACGGCAGCCCCCAGGAGGACCGGGGCAGAUUCACACUGCUGGCCAAGGAGUUGUUUACAGCUUUUGAGGCAAAUGCCAUAACCUCCGGGAAGCCUCAACUCCUGCUGUCCGCCAACGUGGCAUCCAUCAAGUCCACCGUUGACCGAGCCUACGAGGUCAACAAGACUGCACAAUACUUCGACUUCAUCAACGUCAUGUCGUACGACUUCCACGGACACUGGGAGGCAGCUACCGGACACAACAGUCCUCUCUACCCCAGUUCUAUUGACUCUGGAUCGCACGUUCACCAUAACAUUAACUCUUCUGUGUCGUACUGGUUGGAGCUUGGCGCACCCGCCGAGAAGCUGCUGCUGGGUUUUCCAACGUACGGAAGAACGUACCGCCUUAGAACUGGCGCUAACGGCUUGGGAGCGCCAUCUAACGGACCAGCCGACGCCGGGCCGUACACUCGCACUGCUGGGUUCUGGGCCUUUUAUGAGGUGUGUACUUUCGUCUCCAGUGCUUCUGUUGGAUGGAUCGAGCAGCAGAAGGUUCCUUACGCCACUUAUGGCAGUGCUUGGGUGGGCUAUGAUAACCAGCAAAGCUUCUCAUCCAAGGUGCAGUGGAUGACAGGGCUGAACCUGGGAGGCGCUCAUGUGUGGACGCUUGACAUGGACGACUUCAGUGGAUCCUUCUGCUCAUCAGGAUCUUACCCUCUCAUCAACCACCUCAGGAUGUCAAUGGGUUUCCCUCCUAAGCCUAUCACCACGCCAGCUCCCACCACUACCAUGGACCCCAUAGCCCACUUCUGCAAAGGGCGUCCUAACGGGCUGUAUGAGAACCCAUCUGAUAAGACAACCUACUUUCAGUGCUUCCAAGGAAACACGUACUUGCACCGCUGCCAACCGGGACUCAUCUACUGGGACUCCUGCAAGUGCUGCAACUGGCCUUGAUACACAACAACACGCAUACACACGUACUACUGGAAGUAUUGACUCAACAACACAACAACACAACAGCAUCUCACUCACACUGACCCUUUUAAAAUAAAAUA
Dunckerocampus dactyliophorus (ringed pipefish) is the source of this 1514-nucleotide messenger RNA. RefSeq names its product chitinase, acidic.1 (gene chia.1). The transcript is spliced from 12 exons. Gene Ontology annotation, biological process: chitin catabolic process; carbohydrate metabolic process. The record is from RefSeq and is a predicted model, not a curated record. NCBI's taxonomy places the organism in Eukaryota, Metazoa, Chordata, Actinopteri, Syngnathiformes, Syngnathidae. The coding region runs from base 52 to 1413 and encodes 453 amino acids. Gene Ontology annotation, cellular component: extracellular region. Gene Ontology annotation, molecular function: chitinase activity; chitin binding.